Messenger RNA from Prorocentrum cordatum, 737 nucleotides. Lineage: Eukaryota; Dinophyceae; Prorocentrales; Prorocentraceae. The record is from the annotation of a GenBank genome assembly.
UUUCAGUCUUGACUUCCUUGGCCAGUUUCGCCGCCUGUUCAGGAGUACUGUGGUUGCUGCCCGUGGAUGUUCAAAUCCUCCUCCCUCGUCCGUCUCACCCCUCCCCCUGUCCUCCUCCGGGAGAUCAGCAUCAACGUCUGCCUCGCCUUGUCCAGCGCCUCGGCCCUGGUUUUCGGCACGGCGGUCGGGCAGCCAGACCCUGCCUUUGCCACAAGGCUGCUCCUCCUGCUCUCCUGCGUCGGGCUGUGCGCCGGCCCGGCCUUCUGCUCGCUGUGCCUCUUGCAGGCGUCGGCGUCCAUGUUCCCUGCGCCGGCGUGCGCCACGGGCGCGGCGCUGUGCCUGGGCCUGGGGCGCGUGGGCGCCGCCGCCGCGCCGCUGGUGGCCGACCUGGUGCUGCGGGCCACGGGCAGGUGGGGCGGCUUUUUCAUCCUUUGCACGCUGAUGGAGGUCGCGGCGCUGCUGGUGGUGGAUUCCCUGCCGCUGCCAGACUGGGCCCACAGAGCCGAGUCCAGUCUCUGACUCGAUCGGGCGGCCACCAGGGAGCAAGACCGACCCAGAGAGGGGGCUCCCGGGGAGCUUGCAGAAAAAGAUCGGCAAAUGAUGCUGGCAAGCGGCCGAUCCGUGCUCCAGGUGCUCAUCCUCGCCCCCCCCUCUCUCUCACAUCUAUGCCCUUCCGCUUCCCCCGCCCUUCCGUGUCGCUUUUUGCCUCGCAUCCCCGAGCGGCGCUGAUGGGAGAG